AUGAGGACGCUGUGCGACGUUUGCGAGAGUGCGGCGGCGAUUCUGUUCUGCGCGGCGGAUGAGGCGGCGCUUUGUCGGGCUUGCGACGACAAGGUCCAUAUGUGCAACAAGCUUGCCAGCCGGCAUGUACGGGUCGGGCUGGCCGAGCCAAGUGAGGUUCCACGGUGUGACAUAUGCGAAAAUGCUCCCGCUUUCUUUUAUUGUGAGAUCGAUGGAAGUUCCCUUUGCCUUCAAUGUGACAUGAUUGUUCAUGUCGGUGGUAAAAGAACCCACGGAAGGUAUCUCCUUCUCAGACAGAGAGUUGAGUUUCCAGGUGACAAACCUGGCGGGGUAGACGAGCCAGGGUCUCAAAAGGUUAAUAUUGGUGAAGGGAAAAGAGAAAUGUCUAGUCUUAGACCGAAAGAUAAUAAUCAGCAAAAUCACCGGAUAAUUUCGAAUGAUCAAAUAAUGGGUAAUAAUGAUGAAGGAGAUGGGAAAAUGGAGAAUAACUUGAUUGACCUCAAUGCUAGACCUCAGAGGAUAUACAGACAAGCUCCAACUAACCAGGAACAAGUGAAUAAUUUGGUCGAGAACAAUCAUGGAUCCACUAGUGUAGUUCCAGAUGGAUACCUCAGAAGGGAGCCUGAUAAGUAA
Molecule: messenger RNA, 633 nt
Organism: Striga hermonthica
Lineage: Eukaryota; Viridiplantae; Streptophyta; Magnoliopsida; Lamiales; Orobanchaceae
Source: the annotation of a GenBank genome assembly